Molecule: messenger RNA, 2907 nt
Organism: Trematomus bernacchii (emerald rockcod)
Lineage: Eukaryota; Metazoa; Chordata; Actinopteri; Perciformes; Nototheniidae
Gene: hcn1
Product: potassium/sodium hyperpolarization-activated cyclic nucleotide-gated channel 1
Exons: 8
Coding region: 112-2907 (931 amino acids)
Biological process (GO): potassium ion transport; transmembrane transport
Cellular component (GO): membrane
Molecular function (GO): voltage-gated potassium channel activity
Source: RefSeq, a predicted model, not a curated record
GCAAAAACCCAGGAGAGCUCACGGCGGGUCCUCUCGAGCUUUGCGCGCAGCACUCCCGAGCAGGAGACGGAACGCUUUGCCAAAAAGAACAACGGGAAAACUAAAAACACCAUGGAAGACAAAUCGAAUUCGUUCUCCAGCAACAAGGAGGAGAAGGCGGAUGGAAAUAAUGUUUUUCAGAGGCAAGACUCGAUACAGAAAAAUAACACGGGGAGCCAGAACAUGAAGGACCACGGCAACUCAGUGGGCUUCAAGGGGGAGCGGGAAGAGGCCAUGGCCGGUUUUGACGAUCUGGACGAGGAGGACAGGCAACAUGGUUUUAUGCAGAGGCAAUUUGGGGCCAUGAUGCAGCCCGGAGUGAAUAAGUUCUCCUUGCGUAUGUUCGGCAGUCAAAAAGCCGUGGAGAAGGAGCAAGAGAGGGUGCAAACGGCCGGAUACUGGAUCAUUCAUCCAUAUAGCGAUUUUAGGUUCUACUGGGACUUGAUCAUGCUCAUCAUGAUGAUGGGGAAUCUAAUCAUCAUUCCUGUGGGAAUAACCUUCUUCUCAGAGCAGACCACCACCACCUGGCUGGUCUUCAAUGUGGCCUCGGACACCAUCUUCCUGGUGGACCUGGUCAUGAACUUCAGAACGGGGAUCGUCAACGAGGAGAGCUCCGAGAUCAUACUCGACCCCAAGAUCAUCAAGAUGAAUUACCUGAAAAGCUGGUUUGUUGUGGACUUCCUCUCCUCCAUUCCAGUGGAUUAUAUCUUUUUAAUAGUGGAGAAAGGCUUUGACUCGGAGGUUUAUAAAACAGCCCGUGCCCUGCGAAUCGUCCGCUUCACCAAGAUCCUCAGUCUUCUGCGUCUGUUGAGACUGUCCCGACUCAUCAGAUACAUACAUCAGUGGGAGGAGAUUUUCCAUAUGACCUAUGACCUGGCUAGUGCAGUGGUAAGAAUAUUUAAUUUGAUAGGGAUGAUGCUGCUUCUGUGUCACUGGGAUGGCUGCCUCCAGUAUCUGGUGCCUCUCCUCCAAGACUUCCCCCCUGACUGCUGGGUGUCCCUAAACGGUAUGGUUAACGUUUCCUGGGGUAAGCAGUACUCUUAUGCCCUCUUCAAAGCCAUGAGCCACAUGCUGUGCAUCGGGUAUGGCGCCCGGGCCCCGGUCAGCAUGUCCGACCUGUGGAUCACCAUGCUGAGUAUGAUCGUAGGGGCCACGUGCUACGCCAUGUUUGUGGGCCACGCCACAGCUCUGAUUCAAUCACUGGACUCAUCGCGCAGGCAAUACCAGGAGAAGUACAAACAAGUGGAGCAAUACAUGUCCUUCCACAAGCUUCCAGCAGACAUGCGGCAGAAAAUCCACGACUACUAUGAGCAUCGCUACCAAGGCAAAAUCUUUGAUGAGGACAACAUCCUGAGUGAACUCAACGACCCUCUGAAGGAGGAAAUUGUUAACUUUAACUGCCGUAAGCUCGUGGCCACCAUGCCUUUGUUUGCCAACGCGGACCCCAACUUCGUGACGGGGAUGCUGAGCAAGUUAAAGUUUGAAGUCUUUCAACCAAACGACUACAUCAUCCGGGAAGGCACGGUGGGGAAGAAGAUGUACUUCAUUCAACAUGGUGUUGCGAGUGUCAUCACCAAGUUCAGCAAGGAGAUGAAGCUGACGGAUGGAUCCUACUUUGGAGAGAUCUGUCUGCUCACCAAGGGCAGACGAACAGCGAGUGUGCGUGCAGACACCUACUGCCGACUCUUCUCCCUCUCUGUUGAUCAUUUCAAUGAGGUGCUAGAAGAGUACCCCAUGAUGCGACGCGCUUUCGAAACUGUCGCCAUUGACCGUUUGGACCGCAUUGGGAAGAAGAACUCCUUGCUGCUGCAGAAGUUCCAGAAGGAUCUGAACGCCGGCGUCUUCAACACGCAGGAGAACGAGAUACUGAAGCAGAUAAUCCGUCAGGACAGGGAGAUGGUGAUGAUGGUGGACCGCAAGCAGUCAGUCACCGGGAUGAACUUAACUCCAGUGUCAGGAAACUCCAUCAUUAACUCACCGGCUCAGCCUCCCUUCCCCACUGCCUUCGGCACCAAUCAGUUUCAGCAGUCCUCUGUUCCCAUGACCUUCAGUGCUUCAGCUAUAGCCAAUGCCUCUGCUGCCCGCAUGCUGCCAGCCGCCGCCGCUGCGGCGCAGGGGGUCUAUCCGGCCCCCAGCAUGUCCCACGGCAGCCUGAAUUCCUCCUCCAUGAACCCACAAGGAGCGAUCAUGUCGCCCUGCUCCUUCACGGCUGCCAUGUGCAGUCCCUCCGUGCAGACCCCUCUGGCGGGCCGGAGCUUCCAGUACGGCUCGCGCACAGGCUCCCAGUUGUCGCUCCUCCAGCAGCCCAUUGCUCAAGCGGCUCUAUCCGCCCAGCAGCCCGCUGUGUCUCCUGCAGCCUCCUCCUCCUCCCAGCAGCCCUCGCCUCAGCAGCAGCAGCAGGUCCCCUCGCCUCAGCGGGUGGACAUCCACAAGAGCACACAGGCUCUGCAGUCGGGCAGCUUGAGUCGAGAUGUGAGACAUUUAUCGGCCUCCCAACCAUCACUGCCACAUGACACGUCUCUCGGCCCCAGAGUGCACCCGGCCUCAGGAGACUCUCUGGCCUCCAUCGCUCCUCCGGCGGCGGCGGCGGCGGCGGCGGCAGCAGCGAUCCAGGGAAUGAGUCUGCAGAGCGGCAUCCGCACCACAGUGCCCCAGCGUGUCAAUCUAUUCCGGCAGAUGUCGUCCGGAGCCCUGCCCCCGGUGCGCUCGGCCGCGGCGGCAGCAGCAGCUGCAGCGGCGGCGGCGGCGGCAGCUUCAUCUUCUUCAUCCUCGACCCAGCACAGGGAAUCCCCCGGAUCUAGGAGAGAUUCUGUCCUGAGCAGUACGGAGACUGAGCAAGACAAGAUGCGUUUUGCAUCAAAUUUAUGA